Messenger RNA from Oreochromis niloticus (Nile tilapia), 3389 nucleotides. It is a transcript of the gene tbk1, whose product is annotated as TANK-binding kinase 1. Bases 156 to 2327 code for a protein of 723 amino acids. Gene Ontology annotation, biological process: peptidyl-serine phosphorylation. Gene Ontology annotation, molecular function: ATP binding; protein serine/threonine kinase activity. Gene Ontology annotation, cellular component: cytoplasm. The record is from RefSeq and is a predicted model, not a curated record. Lineage: Eukaryota; Metazoa; Chordata; Actinopteri; Cichliformes; Cichlidae. The transcript is spliced from 21 exons.
UUACUCAAGUGACGCGUUUUUUGGGGGGUCGUUCCGGUUCGUGUCGACAGAAAGCGAAAAUAAGACACGAACAGAUCAAACAGAUACCGGAUCGAAAACCAGCCCAGAGGAGCUCGUGCGGCAAGGGGUCAGCAGGAUCACCCGCAGCCUUCAGGAUGCAGAGCACCGCCAACUACCUGUGGCUGAUCUCAGACCUGCUCGGUCAGGGAGCGACGGCCAAUGUUUACCGUGGACGGCACAAGAAAACCGGCGACUUGUAUGCCGUCAAGGUGUUCAACAACCUGAGUUUUCUGCGGCCGCUCGACGUCCAGAUGAGAGAGUUCGAGGUGCUGAAGAAACUCAACCAUAAGAACAUCGUGAAGCUGUUCGCUGUGGAGGAGGAGUCCAACACCCGUCACAAGGUCCUGGUGAUGGAGUACUGUCCCUGCGGGAGUCUCUACACUGUCUUGGAGGAGUCGUCCAACGCGUAUGGACUCCCCGAGGACGAGUUCCUCAUUGUUCUCCAUGAUGUUGUGGCAGGUAUGAACCACCUGAGAGAGUACGGCAUCGUUCACCGGGACAUCAAACCGGGAAACAUCAUGAGGGUGAUCGGAGAGGACGGCCGCUCCGUCUACAAGCUGACUGACUUUGGAGCGGCGAGAGAGCUGGAGGACGACGAGCAGUUUGUGUCUCUGUAUGGCACUGAGGAGUACCUGCACCCCGACAUGUACGAGCGCGCUGUGCUGAGAAAAGACCACCAGAAGAAGUACGGUGCCACAGUGGACCUGUGGAGCAUUGGCGUCACGUUCUACCACGCCGCCACCGGCAGCCUUCCCUUCAGACCGUUCGAAGGGCCGCGCAGGAACAAAGAAGUCAUGUAUAAAAUCAUCACAGAAAAGCCGUCCGGGACGAUCUCUGGCCAUCAGAAGUGUGAGAACGGGAAGAUCGAGUGGAGCACAGAGAUGCCGGUGUCCUGCAGCCUGUCAAAGGGUCUUCAGAGCCUCCUGACCCCAGUUCUCGCCAACAUCCUGGAGGCCGAUCAGGAGAAAUGUUGGGGGUUCGAUCAGUUCUUUGCUGAGACCAACGACAUCCUGCACCGAACCGUCGUUUAUGUCUUCAGCCUGCAGCAGGCCACGCUGCACCACGUCUACAUCCAUGAGUACAACACGGCAGCGCUGUUCCAGGAACUGUUGUGCCGCAGGACCAGCAUCCCUCUGCAUAAUCAGGAGCUGCUUUACGAGGGCCGCCGCCUCGUCCUCGACGCCAACCGCCAGGCCAAGACUUUCCCCAAGACCUCCAGAGAAAAUCCCAUCAUGCUCGUCAGCCGUGAGUCCGUCGCCACCGUGGGACUCAUCUUUGAAGAUCCCAGUCCUCCUAAAGUUCAGCCCCGCUAUGACCUCGACCUGGAUGCCAGCUACGCAAAGACUUUUGCAGGAGAUGUCGGCCAUUUGUGGAAAACUUCAGAGUCUCUGCUGCUUUAUCAGGAGCUGGUGCGGAAAGGAGUUCGAGGUUUAAUUGAGCUGAUGAAGGAGGACUACAAUGAGAUUAUGCGCAAGAAGUUGGAGGUUUUCCAUCUGUGUAACUUCUGCACACAGAUGUUGGAGAAGACCGAGCAGCUGUUCGAGGUGCUGAUGCAGGCCAACAUGCUGUCGUCAGAAUACGACGAGAUCUCAGACAUGCACAAGAAAGUUCUCAGAAUCUCCGGCUCUCUGGAGCCCAUCGAACGUACGACACAAGACGUCAAGAGUAAAUUUCUGCCUGGAGGCCUUCUGACCGACACUUGGACGCAGCAAGUUGGGACGCACCCUGAGGACAGGAAUGUGGAGAAGAUCAAAGUGCUGCUGGACGCUAUCACCGCCAUCUACCAGCAGUUCAAGAAGGACAAAGCAGAGAGACGUCUGCCGUACAACGAGGAGCAGAUCCACAAGUUUGACAAACAGAAGUUGGUCCUUCACGCGAGUAAGGCCAGGACUCUGUUCACAGACGAGUGCGCAAUGAAGUACCGUCUUUUCAUCUCCAAGAGCGAGGAGUGGAUGAGGAAAGUUCAUCAUGUGAGGAAGCAGCUGCUAAACCUGUCCAGUCAGCUGAUCAGCAUCGAGAAGGAGGUGACCAUGCUGAUGGAGAGAGCCAUCAAGCUGCAGGAACAGCUGCCACAGAAAGUUCUUCCUCUGGUGUCCAGUGGCAUGAAGCCUCAGGCCUACCUGAGCCAGAACACGCUGGUGGAGAUGACUCUGGGGAUGAAGAAGCUGAAGGAGGAGAUGGAGGGAGUGGUCAAAGAGUUGGCAGAAAACAACCAUUUCUUAGAGAGGUUUGGCACUCUGACACUGGAUGGGGGCCUGAGAGGAUGAGUGGAGUCGAGUGUCGCUGCCGUUUGUACAUACUCUGUGUGUUUACUGUGUAAAUAACGUCGGACUGUUGAAGACAAAGCUUUUUGUAUGAGUCUCUGGAAACUCUCGCUCAAUUGCUUCUGUCGCUUUAAAAGAAAAGGAUCGGAGAUGUUUUCAGCUAAGGAUCAGCGAAGGAAUGCAGAGCAGCUUCAUCCAAUCACAUCGCAAAGAGACCCUGAAACACCUUUGAGUAGUUAGCCGGACACAGCCGGGAACAACGGGUUCAGGGUGGGUUUACAUCACGUUUGGACUCAAAUACUUUCUGCUGCAGGUGUUAUUGGAAAUGAUGAAUGGAUUAAAGAUCAGCACAGGUGUGUUUACAUUGUUCUGUAGUUUUUCACCUGAAGUGGAAUAUUUAAGAGAACAGUUUUAAUGGAUUAAAUGUUUAUGGUUUAAGGUGGUUUUAAUGGGUAAAAAAAUAAAACAAACGUUAACUUCAAUGUCUAAGGAGUAUUUACUGGACCUUUCAGCAACAGGCUCUGAUUAAUCUCAUUUUACUCUGUAAAAACUUUAAAGCAUGAGCAGAGUUUGAGAUGCUUUAAUAUAGAAGUUUUAGGUUCUAGUUAAUAUCAGCUAGAAAACAUUUAAAUCUCAUAUGAUUAUUACUGUUCACUGUAACUGCAGCUGAAAUAUUUGAGAUUCAAAGCAAAGUCCUUUCUGAAGCUCAGGGGGGAAGUCACAGCCUUGAAUGCUUGUUUUUUUUUUCUUCUUUUUAAUGGUUUGGAUUUUCAAAUUAAAAUGCAAACUAAAGGACCUCUGACUGAUGAUUCAGAUGAAGCUGUUUCCUGUUCUUUGGGGCAAAUUAGGCUAACAAUAUACAGAGUAUAUUAUGGGGUAUUUAAUGUUUUUUCCAGCUGGAUUAAGUAAAAAUACAAAAUGGCAUUAAGUUUGCAAUGAAAAUAAUUGUUAAAGCGUUAACUUCUGAAAUGUUCAACUUGAUCCGAGUUUUAUAGAAGAUUAUGUAUUAAAUUAGAGGGUUUUUUUCUUCGUUCAGUGUCAUCAAAUGCAUUUAUUUCCCGGUAA